AUGAACACAAAAAUGAAUGCUAUUUUAGGUAAACUUCAUUAUCCCACUAAUGUAUGUGGCCCGUUGUUCGAAGAAGAGCUAGAGUUUUGGGGAUUAGACGCUAAUCAAGUGGAACCAUGCUGUUGGAUGACUUACACACAACAUAGGGACACUCAGGAUACGCUAGCAGUUAUAGAAUCAUUAGACCUUGAUGGAGAUCCUCCAACACAAGAGGAGAUUGCAAAAAAAUUCGGUUGGGAAGAUGAUUAUUAUUCUGGAACCUUAUCUAAGUGGCAACAAAUCAAGCCGAGGAUAUGGGCUCUGUUUGACGAGCCGUGGAGCUCACAGUACGCUAGGGUAACCCAUUUUCAUAUUGGACCUUGA
Messenger RNA from Cylicostephanus goldi, 363 nucleotides. The record is from the annotation of a GenBank genome assembly. NCBI's taxonomy places the organism in Eukaryota, Metazoa, Nematoda, Chromadorea, Rhabditida, Strongylidae.